This is a messenger RNA of Cuscuta campestris, 714 nucleotides long. The record is from the annotation of a GenBank genome assembly. Lineage: Eukaryota; Viridiplantae; Streptophyta; Magnoliopsida; Solanales; Convolvulaceae.
GACCAUUCACACGCCUCUAAAAGUAAGUUGUUCAAGCUCAAACUCCCUCCCUUUUCAUCAUCCAAAUCCACGGCCAGAAUCCACACCCCUCUCACCCUCUCCCCACUUCCACCAUGUCAAAUGAAUCCCAAAUUAUGUCCCAUGAAGAGCUCAUUGCCUCCAAUGCAGCCUUGAAAGCCCAAGUAGAGUACUUGGCUAAAGAGGUAGCCAAGCUUACGAAGAUGAAACUCAACGAGCUACAAGGAAGUGAUCGUGAAGAAGACACUAGUUCUAGUGGAACCGUGAAGCCUAAAACCAAUGAAGGUUCUGAAUUCAAAGUUGACAUUCCAACUUUCGAAGGGAAGAACGACCCGGACGAGUUCCUCGAGUGGCUGGAAACGGUGGAAUGCGUCUUUGACUUCAAAGAUGUUUCCAACGAAAAGAAGAAGGAAGAACAUUCUCUGAAACAGGAAAGUGGUGCUGUUAAUGCCAUGCAAGAUCUUUAUGAUAUUGUCCGCUGUGAUGUUCUUCAUGUCAACAUGAGAGAGUCGGAGGGUUUAGAGGAGCCGCUGGUUAUCUCGGCAGUCGCGACAAUGAAUCAGCGUCGGCAAGUAAGCUUCUUCCAGUCAUCUUCUCCGGUGUUUGCACAAAAAAGGCUAGGCGAGCAGUUAGGCGUCCAUAUGACCUCGCCCAAACGCCUAAGCGUCGCCUAGGCGACGCCUUGAUAACUAUGUU